UAGCCGUGUAGGAAAGCGGCGCUCGUAGGAGAUUCUCGCUAGUGGUAAGCCAAACUUUUCCUGUCUCGCUUCGUUCCGCGCGGCGGGAACAGCUGAUAGCCUCCAAUGAGCGAACGGAUAAAGCUAUAAGGAUGUAUAUUCAUCGUGUGUGCCUUACGGAAAGGCCUUAGCGAGAGGAGCGCGCGUCCGAGUACAGGCAGAGAAUCUCGGGUUGAGUCAGAAGGAAAGCCCAGCAGUGCGGCGGUAGCCAUGACGCUACGAUGAUGGGCUGGUGCUCGGGCUGCGGCGAGUGGCUCAGCACCGGAGAAGGCUCCUGACCGCACCUUAUGGAGCGUUGGCGUGGCCACCAUCAGGCCAUGGCUGCAGCAGGACGUUGCAGCAGCUGCUGAGGGCACCAUGCGCGGCUCCCCGCAGGGCCUGCGCAGCGGCGUCCUCCUCUCCUGCCUUUUCUUGGCCUGCCUAGGUACCCUCUGCUCAGGUCUGGUGCUGAGCGAGCACAUCCGUCACUUCGAGCCGUUGUACUUCAAUCACAACGGCUUCAGAGACCAGCACCACCGAAGCAAGAGAUCGCCAAAGCUAGACAUUAGGCUCGAAUUUGCUGCCCACAGCAGAUUGUUCAAGUUGCGUAUGAAGCGCGACACCUCAGUGUUCAGUCCGGACGUGGCCUUUGAAUCAUCAAGUAGAGGUCUUAUAUCGUACGACACCUCAAGGGUUCUCAAGGGGUACCUGGAAGACGACGAAGAAUCCUCUGUUGAAGGCGUCAUCACAACAGACGGCCAUUUCGAUGGCGUCAUAACAGUUCGUAGCGGCGAGGCUUUUUACGUAGAACCUGCGGGGAGGUACUUCGACGAACCGCAGGACUUUCACUCCGUCAUCUACAAGGCGUCGGACGUCAGCUUUCCGGCUAACGUAACCUGCUUCUCUAAGAGACCAGACUGUGACGCGGAACCUUCGUCAUCGUCAACUCCAUCCGGGCGUCUUCGUCGAAGUCUGGAGGAGGACGCAUUGCACGUGUCCCAGCCGCCAUUGUACUGGCGUGAGGGAGACGCACUGCACUACAAACAAGAAGUGUCGGACUCUGCAGCGUUAGGUAUUCGAUCAGUGCAGAGGACGCAGUGGGCGAGCGGGGACAGGGUGGGGAAGAACGUGGUGAUCGACCCUAAGAAGACAACGUGUAUGCUGUAUCUGCAGGCGGACCAUUUGUUCUUUCAGAAGAUGGGCUCUGAGGAAGCCUGCAUCGAAACCAUGACUCGACACGUGCAGAAGGUGAACAGCAUCUACAAGACCACAGACUUUGACCAAGAUGGCCGUUCAGACAACAUCUCGUUUCUCAUCAAGCGGAUCAAGGUGCACACGGCAGAGGCCAUGCGCGACCAGGAGUACCGCUUCCCGGGCAACUACGGUGUAGAGAAGUUCCUGGAACUUUUCUCCGAGGAAGACUACGACGCCUUCUGCCUCGCCUACAUGUUCACCUACCGCGACUUCGAGGGCGGCACCCUGGGCCUCGCCUGGACGGGGGACCUCAAGAAUGCUGGAGGGGUCUGCGAGAAGAAUGGGCACUACCGGGGCAGCCUCAAGAGCCUGAACACAGGCAUCGUGACGCUGCUCAACUACGGCAAGCACGUGCCCCCGAUUGUGUCCCACGUGACCCUGGCACACGAAAUAGGACACAACUUCGGCUCACCGCAUGACCCCAAGGAUGACAGUACGUGCACUCCUGGCGGAGAAAAUGGAAACUACAUCAUGUUCGCGCACGCCACCUCAGGAGACAAGAAGAACAACAAUCGGUUCUCACCCUGCAGUCUGAAAGGCAUCAACGCAGUUCUCAACUCGAAGGCGAGAAAUACCAAAGGAUGCUUUUCUGAACCUCAAGACGCUAUUUGUGGAAAUGAAGUGGUGGAGCCUGGAGAAGAGUGCGACUGCGGUUGGGAGGACGACUGCUUGGAGCCCUGUUGCUUUCCUAUGCGCUCCAAUCCGCCACGGGACGAACCUCCCUGUCGUCUCAGGACUAAUGUCGUCUGCAGCCCAAGCCAAGGACCUUGUUGUACCCACGACUGUGUUCUGAAGAUGGGCGACAAGUGUCGAGGCGACAACGGCUGCCGUAGCGCCAGCUACUGCGAUGGGGAGGGACCACAAUGCCCGUCGUCUACGAGCAAACCAAAUAAAACUAUCUGCAACGAGGAAUUUGUAUGUUACAUGGGGGAAUGUACGGGAUCUAUCUGCAUCGCGUACGGUCUCCAGUCUUGCCAAUGUAAACGAAGGCCGCGGGACCCAGUCACAAAGGCCUGCGAACUUUGCUGCCGUCUUCCCGGGGACGACUCCACUUGCAAGUCAUCUUUCGAGUGGAACCAUCCACCCUACGACGUUCCUGACCUGUACGCCAAGCCAGGAACACCUUGCGAUAACUACAACGGUUAUUGCGACGUGUUUCAAAAGUGCCGGGAGGUGGACCCAUCAGGACCUUUGGCUACGCUUAGAAAGCUCCUGCUAUCUACUGAGACCAUAGUCUCACUAAGAAGAUGGGUGUUCGAUAACUGGUGGGGUGUGCUUCUCCUUAUGGUCACCGCACUCAUCUUUCUGCUUGUCGUGGUGAAGUUCUUCGGACGUCAAACAGAAACCCCCAAAACUCUUCCCGAGCCAGAACCGCUACCACCCGUACCCGUGGCUCCGUACCGAUCGAACAGCAACCAUGCCGUGGCCAAAGCCGUCAUCGCUUCCAACCCAGGCAUCGUCUCUGCCCUGGGACCUCAACCGGGAACCACUAGUCACUUCGUGAAGACGACGUUGUCCUUCGCUCCGCCUUCGAGGACGUAUCUGAGUACCGGAGUUGGGAACCCAGGCGGCAAAGGCUGGGUCUGAGACGAGGCGUCCACUGCCUUCCGGACUUCAAUUCGACCCCGCUCCCUGGAACCUUUGUGUGGCGCUUGUCCCCGAGAUCGUGCCCCAGAGCCCUUAGUUCGUCCACGCUGUGCUCAUUGCGGUUUCGCGUACAGCCAACGUUUUUAGAGGGAUGCGUCUCGGCAGGUUAUGUAGGUUAGUGUUGAUGUCCAAAUGCUGAUAGAAAAAUUGAUCGUUGAUACGGCAGUAUUUGACAAAUUGACGGAGUACAGCGAUGAAAGUGCAGUUCUUGAGUAGACGUCAUGCAUCGGUACGGGCACAAAACGCAUCCCAAACAAUGAUAUCCAAAUCAAUAAUUGGCUAUCAGUCGUUAAUCAUCAAGACUUGACAUAUCCAGCAUCAUUUCUGCAUGAAAUGGUAAAACAAUGGAACGAAAAUUUGUUUCUGUUCCUAUGUUAUAUGUUUGUUUGUUUUCUUUUUCUAUAAUCAAGUCAACUCAAACACAACGCUAGUUAUAAAAUUACAAAAAUGCGUAGCUGUGUAAUCGUCGCUUUAAUAGGAAGAAAGUUAUGUUAACAUAUGAAUUCGACCGCUAUCGCCAAAAGUCUGACAAAUUUGAUUCGAUGACUAUUUCGAAGUGUCGAGUUUCCUCAGUCCCUAGAGAGCUCCGAAGAUUUUGCGUUCUAGAUUUGAGAAAGAAGGAAUUCCUAGCGAGUUUUAACAGGUAUCGAGGUAUGACAUGUAGGGUGCCACGGGAGACAAUAAAGACGCGAGCGAAGGGGGCCUCAUUCUGUUCCUAACAAGGAAACUGUGCCCUUCCGUAUUCUACAUGACAUUUCGCAUGAGCAUUCGCGUAAAAUUUAUUUUGUCUCAUUGAUGAAUCCGAUGAGCCACAGCUUGACCAAGGAUAUUUUACUCAUGAUCCCUGCAAGAGUGGAAAACCCCGAUUAUAGACCAUUGCCAGGAAGCACACGUAAGCAGCAGUAAGUUCAAUUAAAGUCAUGCCUGGGAUAUAUGUAUAUUCCAUAAACCAAACUCGACAAGACAAAAGAGGUUCGUACAAAAGAGUCGCCAUGCUAAUGAUGCAGCAGGAAUGAAUGCACAUGAACACCCAACACAGAGAAGGUUUACACGUGAAUGGCACGAAAAGAGAAACUUGUUUUUUGGAGUGAAUUGGGAAAGGAGAUUAAUAUUGCUCUUCAUAUCUGCGCGUGCAUUUUGUCAGGAGCUGCCGUAGCGCCGCGCCGAACUAAUUCAGUUGCUCUCACGUCGGCGUACAAGAGGGCAAGAGAUACACACGCUCCCCGAUCGAUUACCCCGGAAGCGGGCGGGACAAAAAAAUAUCCAGAAGAGCUUCUGGCAGAACAAAUAUAGCGGGGUCAACGCGGGGGACAUGAGUAUACAAACCAAUCUCAGCGAGGAAACGCAUAUAGUGCACAUCGUGAGACCAGCGUUCCACGGUCUUGAAAGAAGUAAAAAUAAUAGAAUUGACGAACGUGAGCACCGUGAGUGGCGGUUGCGUUUCAUUCCAGUCGACUAUCAUUGCGACUAAUUUCGUGCAGCAAACCUCGUUGUUUUCCUCGAGAGUAAUGUAAACUUUGUGGUCAGCUUAUUACUCAUUACGAACAACCCACAUUAUUUAAUAAAUAUCUACUAUCGGCAUUAUUAGUUUGCUUUCUCUCCUCUUUUCUUGUAGUACACAGGAAGUGAUAACAGAUGUGCUAUAUUCAAAAUUGGGAUACUGGCAAAAUGUUUCACACACAGAGAAGUUCCUCCUGUUUUCACCCAGAGGAAAAUACAGAGGCUUUACUUUGAACAUAAUCCACGACGGAAGAUAAGCUUGGACAACUACUAUCACGCAUAAAUAACCGAAAGGAGACGAAAUGAGAGGACACAAAAAUGUUGCCAUUUUUUGCCCUUGUGUAAAAGCAUACACAAAAAAAAAAAAGGAAAAUAAGAAGACGACGACUUGGUCAACAUGAUGCUUUCGUUCGAACUGAGAAUUUGACCUCUUUACCAAUUAUAGUUCACAGGCAAAUAUUAUGUUAAGACAACGCACGUGCAGGGUUCCAGGUGGCCGCGGUCGGUCCCCGCUCAAAUCCGCGGUAUGUAUGCAGGAAUACAUGUUUCAUCGUAAAAUUUUUUUAGAUACGCCCCCCCCCCCCCCUUCCCUGCUCCCUUUGAAGAAGUCCGGCUAGCAGUGCGACCCUCGAAAGUUUUCGCAGCUCGGCUGAGCCACGUGAUAUGUGUGCGUGUGUGUGUCAUUCCCCCUUUCCUUCUGUGCGAGUGCGUGUGGACAAUGCUGUUCUAAGUGCCGCUUUCUACUGCAAGAAAAAAAAAAAGUGAACGUACCACUGACUAAUUGAGUGAAUCUACGACGUGAGCACAAGGAAACUGCAUUUUUUCAGCGAUGGUUUCGAACUGGAUGAAUAUGGGAAAAAAGUACUGUCUUGGACGUGUUUUCUGCUUGUACCCCUUCGUGAGGCUGACGAUAUUUGAGUCCAGAACUGAUUGAGAGUGUAUGUCGCAAUAUAUGCGGCAACAUAUUCGAGUUCCGCCUGUAGCGGGUACUUUUUAAGAGAGUAUCACUUCUUCAGAGGGUCAAUGACGUCAAAAGCUCCUAUCCAUUGCUAAGGAUGCGGAAUAAGGAAUAGUGCAAAGGCUCGUGCAGAUAAUAUUGCAGAACAGAACCUUCAGUCAUGCUUCACAUGUCACUAAUUGUGUACCAAUUGUGUGGCGAAUCAAAAUACGUUAUUCAUUACAAACAAUUUUUUUUAAUUACUAAUUUCAAUUUCAAUCAGUAAUUUUGAUUGAUUGAUCGAUACGAUGAAAGAGCUCUGUAUCGUCCGUUCCCUGGCUUUUAUGGCGUCCAAAAGAACCCCUCUCAGAAAUUUCAUCAAAUUAGUCGCAGGCGGUCGUUGUGAUUAGUGGCUUCCAAAUCACUAGGAUUCAUAGGUGGUUGCGGUAGGGCAACGAUAAAAAAAAUAGUCAGCCGUGAGGACACUUGUGCCUUUGAAAAUGAAGGAGAGCGUAUUGCCUUUACAACUACCUAAAAUCAAGAAAUCACUAACUAAUAUUUCGAAGGAGUGCACUAACAUUGAAAAUACACUUGUAAGUGAAAAUCACUAUUGGGACGCCCCUAUGUGGCACGUUUCCUCCAAUCGCCUCCUUCUGUUGAAUUACCACCGGCAGUUAUAUUGGCAAAUUGAGAUUCCGUACAAAAACGUUCCUCGUAACGUUCGCAUGCGAAACACGCAGUUUUAAGACGCGCAUUGACGGACCUCCUGCCCUACCAGCGAUGAACGGGAACUCGUCAACCCCGUGGACUCCCAGAAGAAGUGGUUUUCCCUUGAACGAAGAUCUCGCUUCCACUUUCAACCACAUACACAUAGAUAAGCCAUGCUUUCAUAUUAGUGGAACAACGGAACAAUAUUUUUCUACUUCAUUUUUUCACCAUCGCUGCAUUCUAAGUUCCUGUGCUUGGCAGCCAAGCUCGACAACAAAGCGACAAUUACAGCAGUUUUUUGCACAUGUGUGGGAACGUGUAAUAAUGCAUAUAACGUUUGAAUGUCACUGAGGAAGAUCGUUGGAUAGCGAUUUUAUAGGGAGUUCUAGCCGAUCGGAAGGUGUUCACGAUAACGGUCCCGACAACAUGACGGACCAUCUUGAUUCCUUUGAAGUGGAUAACAUCACGUCGCGCUUGUCCUUGAAUUAAUAGUUUCCCUUAUUGUGUCGUUUCCGUAAAAUGCUUUCGGUCGACUAAAUCUCCCCGUUAUUACCUGGAGUGAGUGUUUGCUGAAUUGUGCGAUAAAGUCCGAUGUGCCAACAAAUAUAUUAGUCUAAUUUAGUUGACCAGCGUUCACGAAUCAGUGCACAACAUUUUCUAUCGUCUUGCUCUGCAUUAGUAAUUUCAGGACGUGUAAAAAUAUUGCUAGUAGUAGCAUUCCUUGGUGCCAAAUGGGACAAGAUACAAUCUCCAUCCGUGCUACGUAGGAAGGAGGCAACCGCAAAACCGAGUACAGGACUGACUUGAGAAUCUGCCCUUAUCGCACAACUCAGAAAACGCUGUGGAUGAAACGACGUAAGUAAUGCAGUGCGUGGUCAUUGUGUGACACUGUGCGUCAGGAAAUGGAUCGUCGAUGUUGUUCCAAUCGCAGACAGCUACGGGGCACAUUUCUUUAAUGAACAAGGCAAGUCUUUUGCUCCCUCUGCUGCAGCUUCUAAGCGUGUGGCGGCUUCCUUGCACAAUAAACAAAAUACGCGGAAAGAAACAACGUAGAUCUAAGAAGCAAACUAGAGCAAAAGAGAUUAAACGGGAAAGAAAUUGAUGGACUUCGCUCCCACCGUGCAAGAAACUGGACAUGCCGCCAUUUUACUAUUGUUGCUACCUGAGACUUCGACAGAAAAAAAAAAAAAGAAAAGUGUUCAGAAACUGAUUACCACGUGGAUACAAGUCGUUUGCAUGUUGCGUGCAGGGAUAUGACGACGUGCUUCCAGUUCCAUUUCGCUAGGUGUUGCUAAAGGAUACGUCACCCUUUUAGUUAACUGCUACAGUCGUAAUUCUACUGCCAACACACAGCCCCAGUCGAUCGCACAUGUAUCAGAGUAGUUUGCUUGUGCGUGGAUGCUCCGAAAUUCGCUUGAAGGUCCUGAAAGAAAGUCGGCAAUGUACCUGAUAUAAGACUUUCUCUGUGAUGCUGACACAAACAAAAUAACAAUAAAUAUCAAAAUAAAACGAAAAUUAUGGAUUAAAAUGAAAAAAUCCUCGCGACUAUCAAAUGAAAGGUUCCUCGCACACGUUUUCUUCUCGUCUUCUUACAUUUGUGUGCGCACAAGACUGUCUUGUUCUUUAAAGAAAUUGUUGUCUUUACGUCACUAAGUGAAAGUCUAUACACUCCCACAUUGCGUCUGAAGUAAGACAUUUCCGUGCACAGCACCCUCUAUCACGGUAAAAUGCAGAGGGUUUAAACGGCUGCGAAUCUACAAAAUAUGCUCAUCCAAAACCUCAUGCAACCACGCUCAGAUUAUUGUUAAAAUUAACCACAUACCCCAAGCUCUGAGUUAACAGUUGCUGAGUUAGUUUGUAGAUGGACAGUCCAGUGUAUCCUUAUCUCGUCACGGGUCGUGAGAUAAGAGUUCCAUUGCGGUUCCGGGAGUUGUCACCGAAGUUGGCUGUAUGGUAUAGUGUGACUGUCUAGUAACAUCGAUAGAACGAACGCUCCAGAAAUGGUAUGCGGACUAAACCUUGAGAGCAACACAACGAGCUAGAAAAGAUAAGUACUUGUAAUUCAUGACACGUGUAAUGAUAAAGAUGCAUCGAAGUGCCCGUUAAACAAAGAUGCCAGUUAUUAUGUACCAAGUACCAAGGGGGUACAUCUGAAGCUUGUUUCGUCCGCGAUCUUGUUAAACACCCUUUACCGAGGCAUUUAGGCACAGCCUUCUUAAUGUUUCAUUAUUCUCGGGCUUUUAUGUGUUAAGUAACUGUACACACUUCCAUGUUGCGUCGUCGA
Molecule: messenger RNA, 8348 nt
Organism: Ornithodoros turicata
Lineage: Eukaryota; Metazoa; Arthropoda; Arachnida; Ixodida; Argasidae
Product: disintegrin and metalloproteinase domain-containing protein 10-like
Exons: 15
Coding region: 397-2859 (820 amino acids)
Biological process (GO): membrane protein ectodomain proteolysis; Notch signaling pathway
Cellular component (GO): plasma membrane
Molecular function (GO): metalloendopeptidase activity
Source: RefSeq, a predicted model, not a curated record